AAUCUUGUCUACCCUCUUCCAGCCACCAAGACAUUGAACCGUGGUAUCUCCGAGUUCAUUGUGAUGGCUGCUGAUGCUGAGCCACUGGAGAUCAUCCUCCACCUGCCACUGCUCUGCGAGGACAAGAAUGUCCCCUAUGUGUUUGUGCGAUCCAAGCAGGCCCUGGGGCGCGCCUGUGGGGUCUCCCGCCCGGUCAUCGCCACCUCGGUCACCAUCAAGGAGGGUUCUCAGCUGAAGCCCCAGAUCCAGUCUACCCAGAUGGCCAUUGAGAGACUGCUGGUCUGAUCUGGUUACUUAUCUGCUCUGUUUGUAUUGGAUAGUCUGAGAGACUAUAUCAGGGAGAUGGAUUAUGUUUUGUCUUUGGAAGAGACAUUUUGUGUACAUGUAUCUAUUUUACUUUUGUCAGGGACAUGCAAAUAAAAUUAUUAAUGUCCA
Molecule: messenger RNA, 435 nt
Organism: Oncorhynchus nerka (sockeye salmon)
Lineage: Eukaryota; Metazoa; Chordata; Actinopteri; Salmoniformes; Salmonidae
Product: NHP2-like protein 1
Exons: 1
Biological process (GO): ribosome biogenesis; maturation of LSU-rRNA; mRNA splicing, via spliceosome
Cellular component (GO): box C/D methylation guide snoRNP complex; small-subunit processome; cytosolic large ribosomal subunit
Molecular function (GO): RNA binding
Source: RefSeq, a predicted model, not a curated record